AUGGCGCACGAGCUACCAUUGAGAGAAGACUGUCCUCCAGUGAAGCGGAAGCCGGUGUUGAAAAAGGAUGAGAAGCCAAGAGACUCCACAUAUCAGCCAAUAGGAGGAAUUAAUGGGAAAUCUAAUCUUUUCACAAAUUCAGCUGCAUCAAACACAAAUGAUAGUCAAAAUAACAUGGCACGGUCAUCUAUUCCUCAAUCAUUUCCUCCUUGUCCACCCUUUUCACAACAUAGUCAUGAUGAUUACCAAUCCUUUCUCAACAUGUCUUCUGCAUUUUCAAGUCUGAUUGUCUCUACCUUGCUGCAACACCCUGCAGCCCAUGCUGCAGCAAGUUUUGCUGCUACAUUUUGGCCCUAUGCAAAUGUAGAAUCUUCAGCUGAUUCUCCAGCUUGUUCUCAAGGGGGUUUUCCAUCUAGACAAAUUGGUUCACCUCCGAGUGUAGCAGCUAUUGCUGCUGCUACGGUAGCUGCUGCAACUGCAUGGUGGGCAGCUCAUGGACUGCUUCCUUUGUGCGCUCCACUCCAUACAGAUUUUGCCUGUCCUCCUGCAUCAGCAACUGUUGUUCCAUCAAUGAAUAUCAGCGAAGUUCCACCUAAGACAGAACAAGGAGAUAUUACACUACAAAAUCCUCGUCUGCAAGAUCAUGUACUAGAUCCAAAAGACUCAGAAGCUUUGCAAGCUCAACAUUCAGCUUCUAAAUCACCAGCAUCCUGCCCAACAAUCCAAAACAGUUCAGUGAAAAAAGCUACAGUUAAAGCAUCAAGGUACAAUAGCCUUAUAAAACCAGUUCAGAGAUGCUGCAAGGUAUGA
This is a messenger RNA of Lathyrus oleraceus (garden pea), 810 nucleotides long. Its product is annotated as protein LATE ELONGATED HYPOCOTYL. The transcript is spliced from 2 exons. The coding region runs from base 1 to 810 and encodes 269 amino acids. The record is from RefSeq and is a predicted model, not a curated record. NCBI's taxonomy places the organism in Eukaryota, Viridiplantae, Streptophyta, Magnoliopsida, Fabales, Fabaceae.